Molecule: messenger RNA, 720 nt
Organism: Vittaforma corneae ATCC 50505
Lineage: Eukaryota; Fungi; Microsporidia; Nosematidae
Exons: 1
Coding region: 1-720 (239 amino acids)
Biological process (GO): maturation of SSU-rRNA from tricistronic rRNA transcript (SSU-rRNA, 5.8S rRNA, LSU-rRNA); ribosomal small subunit assembly
Cellular component (GO): Pwp2p-containing subcomplex of 90S preribosome; small-subunit processome
Source: RefSeq, a predicted model, not a curated record
AUGUAUAUUAGAUCUAAGCCUGUAGAACAGAUUGAUUUUAACUCAGAAUUUAUAUUUUGUGGAGGUUCUUCAAAUUUAAUCAAGAUCUUCGAACAUAAUUUUCAACAACGCACACAAAGCUCAUUGAUGAAAAAUUUUUUAUUUCAAGUUUUGAAGGUUUCUAGAAACAAAGACUGGGAGAACUAUAAAACAAAGCUAUUAAGAGAGAAGGAUACAAAGUUUGAUAAGGAACGAGUGAUAGAAACCCGAAAGAUCUGUGUCCAAGACAAUGUAAUGUAUCUUCUUUCAAGCGAAGGUUUGAGCAUUUAUGAUAAAGAUAGUAUCAAAUUCAGUCCCCUUGAGUUUGACGUUGAAGUGUCAGAAAAGUAUGUAAAGGAGUCUCUUGAAAGUAAAAAUUAUCAGAAAGCCCUGAUAUCAGCAAUCCGGUCGGGCAGGUUUGACUUGAUAAGUACAGUCGCUGAUGCCUGCGAUGACAAGGAUUUUCUUGUACGAUACAUUCCAGCAAGAUAUGCUAGGGCAUUAUUAGAGAAUUUGAUUGGAUAUGUGAAACAGGACUUUACAAAUAUAGAAUACAUUGGACUAAUCUCGAAGUUAGUCCACUGGCACAAUAUUUCAUAUCCUGGGCUUUCUGAAUUGAUUCGCAACGGAACAAAGGCAAUGUACAGCCAGGUAAAGAGCAACAAGUAUUUGAUUGACGUAAUUUUCAAGCGAAAUGCAUGA